Messenger RNA from Spodoptera littoralis (African cotton leafworm), 630 nucleotides. The record is from the annotation of a GenBank genome assembly. Lineage: Eukaryota; Metazoa; Arthropoda; Insecta; Lepidoptera; Noctuidae.
AUAAAAGUAAAUAAAUUCACUUAAUAUCGAUACGAUAUAUUAAGCAGCUGAAUUCAUCCAUCGCAGUUUUGAAGAGCUGAGAUUUCUAGUCACAAUUGAAGAUACAAAUCAGAUUAAUAAUGACAAACUAAUCAAUGAUAGUUCACGGUGAAUCAAUAGUUGAUUACCUGGCUAUGUCAACAGCAAGACCAUUGAUAAUGUCGUUUUAUAAGACAGCAUAAUAUUUGUAUUUCGUAACGUGCAGCUACAUUGAUUGAAGUUGCAGUAUUCUCAGUUGUAACUUAGAGGAUCAAAACGUCUUGAAAUUUGAAAAAUGUUGCCGACAAAUAUGGUCCGGUUGUUCAACAUCUUUGUAAUAUUCAUUACAAUAAUAUUACUAAACGAAUGUAGAUCGAAUCCAGCAAAACCGAACUGCCUGCCAAACUCACAACAUAUGAGAAGAAAUGGCGCAAAUGAUACAGAAAAAGACAAAAAGCCUGAGUGCGUGGUCUACUGGCCUUAUUAUUACCCUUAUUAUUAUUACCCCGUCUAUUACCCUUCGUAUUAUUACUAUUACCCCUAUGUGUAUUUUUAUGGUUAAGUUAUACAUAUUUAUGUACUUAGUUAAAAAAAUGUCUAUGGUUGUAUUUU